Messenger RNA from Anarrhichthys ocellatus (wolf-eel), 681 nucleotides. Its product is annotated as odorant receptor 131-2-like. Gene Ontology annotation, cellular component: membrane. Bases 1 to 681 code for a protein of 226 amino acids. Gene Ontology annotation, molecular function: G protein-coupled receptor activity; odorant binding; olfactory receptor activity. NCBI's taxonomy places the organism in Eukaryota, Metazoa, Chordata, Actinopteri, Perciformes, Anarhichadidae. The record is from RefSeq and is a predicted model, not a curated record. Gene Ontology annotation, biological process: G protein-coupled receptor signaling pathway; detection of chemical stimulus involved in sensory perception of smell. The transcript is spliced from 2 exons.
AUGACGGCGGUGCUCACCACCCGCUCCACCCCUCUCAUCCUGGCUGGCAUGGCGUUGGAGCGCUACAUCUCCAUCUGCUUCCCUCUGCACUACUGCCACAUGUGCACCGUCCCUCGCACCUUCCUCCUCGUCUUCAUCAUCCUCAUCCUCACCGCCGCCCCGCCCGUCACCGACCUCCUCAUCACCGCCGUCCACCGGCCUCUGAGCUUCUUCCACACAGACAUCUUCUGCGACCACCCGCUUCUCUUCCGCCACCGGUCCAUCUACUACAAGAACUGCGUGUUUGACGGCGUGUACCUGUCCUUCGUGGCUCUGACGCUGCUCUACACCUACUGCCGCAUCAUGAUGACGGCACAGGCCGCCUCCACCGGGCUGGCGUCGGUGAAGAGAGCCAGAAACACGGUGCUGCUGCACGGAGUGCAGCUGCUGCUGUGCAUGCUGGCCUUCGUGGUUCCUUCCCUUCAGGCUGCUCUCAUCUCCUUGUUUCCUCGCUUCAGUCUAGAGAUUCGUUACAUCUUCUUCCUGCUCGUCUACAUCAUCCCCCGUUUCAUGAGCCCCAUCAUCUACGGAUUUCGUGACGAGCUGUUCAGGAAGUACUGGACCCGGUACCUGGCUUGUCGGGGCCAAAGUACCGUCAGGGUCAUUCCGGUGUUACUGAAAGUGAACCAGGAGGUGAAAUAA